GUGACUGAGAAAGAAGAAAGGAAGAGAACCGUUUCUAUGACAGCCUCCCUCUUCAGUAGCACCUCAAGGAUCAUGCCUUCCACUGCUUUAUUUUAAUUCGCUUACUUCUUCACAUAUGCACAUAUUUUAUUUACUUUUUAUGAUCUUUGACUUGAAGAACUGAGUCGCAUCGCUUUUUCGAGUUUUGGCCAAAGAAUCGCGCGGCAGAAAAAGAGGUGAAGAAAUAUCGCGGCUCUUAAGUUACUGGUACGGAUAUCCUGAGCCAUCCAUUAUUUAAAGUCUCUUUUAGGGAUUCAGACUUAUUAAUGUGGAUUUUCUCUGCCAUUAAAUAUAGAAGUACCAGUACGAUAUCGGAAUAUGAAUUCACUUCGAAAUAAGUUAGGCUAAUUGAAUAAAACCAGGUGUAGCAAUGCGUUCAGUGUAACAAUACUGCCCUGACGUCCUUAUGUCAUUAUUAAUAUAGUAUUGAUACAUUGUGCAUUAAUUCAGUAUGUAAAGUAGGCUCGCCUAUAUAUAGUGUGAUUUUUUUGUAGAAAGACAUUUUCUGUCUUCAAAAAAAAAAAAAAAAAAAACACCUGCAGCUACGACCGCUCUCGCGCGUACAGGAGUGUUUUCAUGUUAUUGUCAUCAUUAUCAUUAUUUUGUUUACAACCGAAGAAUGACCGUCAAACUGGAUUUUGAGGAAUGCCUCAAAGACUCCCCCCGUUUCAGGGCUGCCAUUGAGGGGGUUGAGGGAGAUGUUGGUGAACUGGAGACACGACUAGAAAAGCUGGUGAAGCAGUGUAACUACAUGUUGGAGGCUGGGAAGGUGUACUGUCAGAACAGCAAGAACUUUAUCACUGGACUGAAGGAGCUGGGGCAGCACCUUGUUGCAGACAACAUGCUGACGGAAUGUCUAGCGAAAUUUUCCAGCAAGCUGUCUAACAUUGUGGAUGCUCAGGGGGAGUUGAUUGAGACCACGCAGAAGUCAGUGAAAUUGAAACUGCAGAGCUUUGUUAAAGAGGAUGUUAAGCACUUUAAGGAUGUGCGGAAGGAGUUUGAACGCAGCAGUGAGAAUCUGGAGGCAGCGCUGGGGAAGAACGCUCAGGCCCCCCGGGGGAAGCAGCAUGAGGUGGAGGAGGCCACCAACACCCUGCUGGCUGCCCGCAGGGCCUUCCGCUCCGAGGCACUGGACUACGUGCUGCAGAUCAAUGUCAUUGAGUCGAAGAAGAAGACGGACAUUCUGUCGGCGAUGCUGUCCCUCGUUGAAGCCCAGGCUCAGUUCUUUCAGAUCGGCCAUCAGUCUCUCGGUGAGGUGGAGGACUACCGCAAGAACCUGAGCGAGCAGCACACUCACCUGGUUCUGAAUUCGGCUCGGGAAAAAAGGGACAUGGAGCAAAGGCACGUUGCCAUCAAAACAAAGGACAUAUCCUAUGAUGACUCCAUAAUGGACUUCAGCCCCGAUGCUCCCAGUGGCAUUGCCAUGGAGGGAUACUUGUACAAAAGAGCCAGCAAUGCCUUCAAAACCUGGAGCAGGCGCUGGUUCACUAUCCAGAAAAAUCAGCUGGUGUACCAGAAGAGAUUCAAGGACCAGCCGACGAUAGUGGUGGAGGACCUGCGACUGUGCACGGUGAAGCCCAGCGCAGAUAAUGAAAGAAGGUUCUGCUUUGAGGUGGUGUCUCCAUGCAAGAGCUGCCUGCUGCAGGCAGACUCAGAGCGGCAGCAGCAGGGCUGGAUCAGUGCCGUGCAGAACAGCAUCGCCUCUGCUUUCCAAGACUGCAGAGAGGUCCAGCACAGCCCGAGAGGGAGAGAGCGGUGUAGCUCAGUUUCUACCGGCAGUGGGGGGCAGUCAGGGGAGCAGGAGAGUACGGGUCGGCAGGCCCUGGAGGAGGUGCAGAAGAUCCCGGGGAACUCCCAGUGCUGUGACUGCGGGGAGCCGGGGCCCGACUGGGCCUCCAUCAACCUGGGCAUCACGCUCUGCAUCGUCUGCUCCGGCAUCCACAGGAGUCUUGGUGUCCAUUUUUCCAAAGUGCGCUCUCUCACGCUUGACUCCUGGGAGCCUGAGCUGGUCAGGUUGAUGUGUGAGCUGGGGAACACUGCGAUCAACAGGAUCUAUGAGGCGCGCAUAGAAGAAAUCACAAUCAAGAAGCCGCACCCCUCCAGUCCUAGGCAGGAUAAAGAGUCGUGGAUCCGCUCGAAGUACGUGGAGAAAAAGUUUAUUAAGAAGCUUCCGGAAACAGGCCACUCGGGUCCCCUGCGCCGUGCCAGUGCCCGACGCACCCGGGCCAACACCGAGGAGCGACCCGGCUCGCGCCCCGCCCUCAAACCCAAGCCCAACCGGGCUACUCUCCCACGCCUCACAGGGCUGAGCCAGAGUGACGUUGGCCGUAAGAACAAUGCAGGCGUCCACCAAGGGCUGAGCCAGAGUGACGUUGGCCGUAAGAACAAUGCAGGCGUCGACCAAGGGCUGAGCCAGAGUGACGUUGGCCGUAAGAACAAUGCAGGCGUCGACCAAGAUAAUGAGGAAGAGGAGGAUCUGAGUGGUCUCCAUCCUGGGGCUCUACUGUACCGUUCUGCAGCCCUGCAGCAGUUCCCUGUAAUGGCCGACGCCCUUGCCCAUGGAGCUGAUGUCAACUGGGUCAACUCCUCUGAGGAGAACUCCACCCCUCUCAUACAGGCUGUGUCUGCUAAUUCCUUGGCGGCGUGUGAGUUUCUUCUGCAGAAUGGUGCCAAUGUGAACCAGGCAGACAGCAAUGGGAGAGGACCUCUCCAUCAUGCUACGAUACUGGGGCACACUGGGCUGGUGUGCCUCUUCCUGAAGCGGGGUGCGGACUAUAAUGCCAGAGAUAACAAACAGAAAGACCCCAUCACCAUCGCCGUGGAGAACGCCAAUGCAGACAUCGUCACAUUACUGCGGAUCGCCAAGAUGAACAAGGAAAUGCGGGAGAUGGAUGGAGCCUUUGGUCAACCAGGUGAUGAAACGUAUCAAGAUAUCUUCCGAGAUUUCUCCCACAUGGCAUCCAACAAUCCAGAGAAACUCAAACGGCGCAGCACCGAUAUGAAGACCCCGUAACCACUGGGUGUCACUGUUGCACUAUUUUCUUAAUUUACACCAUUUUCAUCUGGGAUUAUUUUUGAGAUCUUUGGAAAUACCACUUUUAUAAGACCUGGGUGCCACAGUUGAUUAUUUCUUUGUAUUUUUCUCAGGUUUUGUCAUACCACAGUGGUGUAAUUUCCCAUUUAAAUAAACCAUUCAUAUCACACAAUUAUAUUGCAGACAGAAAGACAGUAAGGAGACAAUUACCCAGUUUGCCCUGGAAUGACAUAGCCCAGCCAUUUUUUUAAAACUCAAACAAUUAUGCUUCUACACAUGAUAAUGUCAUUACAUACAGUGUAUGCUUUGUAUCUGAAUUUAAUAGUUUUGACAAACCAUUAUGUUUCCUCCUGAAAUGACUUGAUAAUGCAUGUAGCUAUUCCAUCAUCCACGGUCACAGUCCACCAGGUGCUUUGGCCAUUUUAUACAGUAAACUUAUGAUUAAAGAACUGGGCGUAUGGUGCAAAAAUUGAAAGAGACAUUCAUUUUAAAAAGCACAGUCUGCAGAAACGGCAGGUGAACAUUUAAAAAACUGGCCCACAUUCAUUACUGAGCAAAAGACAUACGUUACAAUAGCACACAGUGUGAUAAUAGUGUACAGUAAUCCUGUUCUCUCCAAAACUGUAGUUCUGUUUUUAAGUCAUACAUUUGGAAAAAUACAUUAAAUGGCUCAGGGGCACAUUUUGGUGUUAUGUAUGAAUGUGACGUGCAUUGUUUUCACCAUCCUGGGUAUUUCUCAUUUUGGUUUUCUUUUUUUAUCUUUGUUGUCACUGGACGUUUGCAGAAAUAAUAAAGUUAUUUUUAAG
Anguilla anguilla (European eel) is the source of this 3879-nucleotide messenger RNA. It is a transcript of the gene acap1, whose product is annotated as ArfGAP with coiled-coil, ankyrin repeat and PH domains 1. Bases 659 to 3052 code for a protein of 797 amino acids. The record is from RefSeq and is a predicted model, not a curated record. Gene Ontology annotation, molecular function: GTPase activator activity; protein binding. Gene Ontology annotation, cellular component: cytoplasm. The transcript has 25 exons. NCBI's taxonomy places the organism in Eukaryota, Metazoa, Chordata, Actinopteri, Anguilliformes, Anguillidae.